Fusarium verticillioides 7600 is the source of this 957-nucleotide messenger RNA. RefSeq lists its product as hypothetical. The record is from RefSeq and is a predicted model, not a curated record. Lineage: Eukaryota; Fungi; Ascomycota; Sordariomycetes; Hypocreales; Nectriaceae. Bases 1 to 957 code for a protein of 318 amino acids. The transcript is spliced from 4 exons.
AUGAAUCACCGCAAUAACACAAAGACUGGCGUGAUGAUAUGCAAUGGCGGGUAUGUGACGGUGAACGAAGACUCGAAUAAGAUCUGGGUCACAGACAAGGAUAUGGGCACAAUUGCGCUCCAUACAACUCGACAUCACCCGCAAGAGCAUGAACGUGUCCAUCAGCAAACAGAGCGACAUGAGGAAGAUGGCGGCUAUAAUCGCGACCCUGGCUUCGUACGGCCACGAACAGGCUCAAAUGACGCUCACGGCCGUUCCGGGCUCGUUAACACCACCAAGGGCGUUGCUGGAGGGCUUAAUGUGGUCGACCUGGACUUGGUAGGCUUGGACACAUCCACGAAGAUCCACAGCAUCGCGAGAGUGGACAUGAAGACAUUCUCAGAUAACGGGCCGUAUAGGGCUACCGAUGCCGCCGAAAUUAUCGCCCUGCCAGCAUACUACCACAAGGCCGUGGGGUGUCGACGCUUGUAUCAGAAGUUGUUUACGAAUGUGCCCUCGGUCCUAGUAAACAAGAACACAAACACGAGCGUGAGCAUAAACAUAUACGUGGAUGCCAAUACCCAAUACACGAGCAAGAAUAUCUACAUAAACGAGAAGAACAACAAGGUCUGCGCCAGGAGAAUCGUCACAAACGACAUUUCCAAAACGAACGAAGGCAAGAAUGAGUCCUGGGCGGCCACCGUGAGCAAUAAGGACCUGAAUGAUGUCAGGAUUAUAGUGACGACGAUGAGGCUGCUCGAGACGCGGAAAGUCAAGGUGUCCAGGUCAAUGUCCGAGAACGCAGACCUGAAGGCGAGGACAAAGAGUCUUGAGAACAUGGUGAGGGAGUUUAUUGUCAAGCACGGUCGAGAACACGUACCAAGAAGGCACCUGUUCGGGCCCAAGGCGUCACCCGAGAGCCUGAGCGUGAUGAGCACGGCUAAGUCGGUCGUGAAUACCAUAAAUCUGAGUCUGUAA